UCUUUAAACUCUUUGAUGACUUUAUCUCAUCGCUGCUAUAAAAGUUCUGCGCUUCACUGUGAAUUCAUACCAAGACCAAGAAAGACUUUGAGCGUGUUGCCUUCGUUGCAGUGCGACUUCCACCCUUCUGAGCGGAAACCUGAGCAGUGUACACAAGGUGACAAUGCGGUGCCUCCUUUGGCCGUUUGCCCUCCUGGGAGUGCUUUGCAGCAGUGGUCUAGAGAUCAGCAUGAAGUCCAACCACUACCACGCCGCCAGGGGGUCAGAUGUCAAGCUGGCCUGCCCGUACACUCACACCGUGACCACCACGCAGUACACAGAGAUCAUGUGGAGUAUUGUGUCCGGACCAGAAGAGAGGCACGUCAUUUGGUUCACCGACGGCCACUUGUAUCCUGAUCUGGACAAAGCACUGGAGGGCAGGGUCCACUUCACAUCGUUUGAGCCCCACAACGGAGACGCUUCCAUCAUCAUCAGAGACCUUCGUCUCUCAGACUCCGGGAAGUACCGGUGCUUCGUGAAGAAGUUACCGGAACUGGACCUUAAGAGCGUGGAGCUGACGGUCAUGGAGGCGCUCGGUCAGCCUCAGUGCAGUGUGGACGGGGAAUUUGCGGGAGGCGACGGCGUGACGGGCGCCGGCUAGUUAGAGCGUCAGCCUCACAGUGCUGAGGACCGGGGUUCAAUCCCCGGCCCCGCCUGUGUGGUGUUUGCAUGUUCUCCCCGUGCCUGCGUGGGUUUUCUCCGGGCACUCCGGUUUCCUCCCACAUCCCAAAAACAUGCAUUAAUUGGAGAGACUAUAUUGCCCGUAGUUGUGACUGUGAGUGCGAAUGAUUGUUUGUAUGUGCCCUGCGAUUGGCUGGCAACCAGUUCAGGGUGUACCCUGCCUCCUGCCCGAUGACAGCUGGGAUAGGCUCCAGCACGCCCGCGACCCUAGUGAGGAGAAGCGGCUCAGAAAGUGGAUGAGAUGGAUAGUCUUUAUUGUAAAUGUUUUAAUAAAGGCUAGAAAAUUGAAAGGCUGUGUAGUUCUUGUUUUAUGAAAGAUGCAUUGUUCAGAACUUUAUAAGAACUUCUCUUAAAUGUUGUUUCCAUGUAUAAUGUAUAAUGUCAGUUGAAUUUUGUACUUUUUUUUCCUUUAUGCACUUGUAUAUCUUUAAAUAAAGCAGAGAAAA
Messenger RNA from Phyllopteryx taeniolatus (common seadragon), 1166 nucleotides. Its product is annotated as coxsackievirus and adenovirus receptor homolog. Bases 164 to 640 code for a protein of 158 amino acids. Gene Ontology annotation, cellular component: bicellular tight junction; intercalated disc; basolateral plasma membrane. Gene Ontology annotation, biological process: homotypic cell-cell adhesion. Gene Ontology annotation, molecular function: cell adhesion molecule binding. The record is from RefSeq and is a predicted model, not a curated record. Lineage: Eukaryota; Metazoa; Chordata; Actinopteri; Syngnathiformes; Syngnathidae. The transcript has 2 exons.